Messenger RNA from Electrophorus electricus (electric eel), 3436 nucleotides. RefSeq names its product glycoprotein M6Ab (gene gpm6ab). The record is from RefSeq and is a predicted model, not a curated record. Gene Ontology annotation, cellular component: filopodium; axonal growth cone; neuronal cell body. Lineage: Eukaryota; Metazoa; Chordata; Actinopteri; Gymnotiformes; Gymnotidae. Gene Ontology annotation, biological process: neuron projection development.
CUGUGUGUGUGUGUGUGUGUGUCUGAAGCACACGCCCUCUGGUUGCAGGGAUGGCCAGCGUGUGAGAGGAGGCUGGUGAGAUCACGGAUGAGCAGUUCAGUUUACCCCCGUCGCUGCCGUGAGCGUGAACGCGAGAGUGAACGCGAGAGUGAACGUGAGAGAGCGAGAGAGCAGAGCUGAGAGGACCCUUCUCCAGGUUACCGCUGACUUCCAGAGAGUGCGCGCACACACAGACACACACACACAUACACACACGCACGCGCGUGCACACACACACACACACACGCAGUGUGGGCAGGCUGAGGCUUGGAAGCAUCUUGUAGAAGCUUUUGUUAGUGUGUCCAGCGCAGAACAACGAGCUCAACCCACCAUGGAGGAGAACAUGGAUGAGGGACAGACGCAGAAAGGCUGCUCUGAGUGCUGCAUUAAAUGCCUGAGUGGGAUUCCUUAUGCCUCCCUGAUUGCCACUGUCCUGCUGUACGCCGGGGUGGCAUUGUUCUGCGGCUGCGGUCAUGAGGCCCUUUCCGGCACCGUCACCAUCCUGCAGAACUACUUCGAGGUGGUCCGUUCACCACUUGAUGCACUGGAUGUCUUUACCAUAAUCGACAUCCUGAAGUACGUGAUCUAUGGGGUAGCGGCAGCAUUUUUCGUGUAUGGAAUCCUUCUGAUGGUGGAGGGCUUCUUCACCACUGGUGCCAUCCGCGACCUCUAUGGGGACUUCAAGAUCACCACCUGCGGCCGCUGUGUGAGCGCCUGGUUCAUCAUGUUGACCUAUAUCUUCAUGCUGGCCUGGCUGGGAGUGACCGCUUUCUCUUCUCUACCCGUCUUCAUGUACUUCAACAUCUGGAACACCUGCCAGAAUGUCACUGCACUGGAGAGCACUAAGCUGUGCAUUGACCUGCGCCAGUUUGGCAUCGUGACCCUCAGCGAGGACAGAAUAGUCUGCAGCAACAUGGAUAAGUUCCAGGAACUGUGCAAGUCCAGCGAGCUGGACCUCACUUUCCACUUGUUUGUCUGUGCACUCGCGGGGGCGGGAGCAGCUGUCAUCGCCAUGGUGCACUACCUGAUGGUGCUGGCAGCCAACUGGGCCUACGUGAAGGACGCGUGUAGGAUGCAGAAAUACGAGGACAUCAAGACCAAGGAGGAGCAGGAGCUGCACGACAUCCACUCCACCCGCUCCAAAGAGCGCCUGAACGCCUACACAUAAACACACACACACACACACACACACACACACGGUGCAUACCCUUCCCUCUUUUGAAUAACAUACACACAUAUUCAUUUGUAAACAUGCUAACUGAAGUCUUUUAAAACUGAGUUCUCUGCAGCAUUAAGGAAUCGGAUGGGUUUGGGUAGGAACAGGUUAAUCUUCCAAACCUUUUCACCUGUGUGUGGAAUAGAAUGUUGGUCAGGGAAACUGAUGAUGAUGAUGUCUCUGACUACCCAUAGUCUAUCAGGAUCUGGGCUUUUUUUCCCCACCAUGCGAUCUUUUUUCUGCUCCUUUGUUCUCUUUGUCUUAAAGGUCUUCUUCAGCUGUUUUUCUGAGCACAUUUCUCCACGUGAAAUGACACCUUUUUGUUUGUUUAACCAUUUAGUUUUCAGUCAAUGUCGCCUUAAUCGUCGCAACACUUUUUAAUGUAAACACAUUAAAGUUUCUUUGAGUUCCUCAACCUGGGCACCACACGUAAAGCAGACAGAUCUUCUGUUUGCCUUUUCAACCUUCAUGUCCUAAAUGUGACCAAACUUGAACAAUUUCUACAGGUAAACCUCUCACAGGUGAUCGGUGGCAGGCUGCGUCGGCAUUACAAAAUGUACAGACUCCUUCCCGGCACGUUCAGUAGUGGUUGGGAGCUCAGAAUUUCAGCACAGGAUUGUACAGUGACUUCUUCCUGCGCUCGUCGCUUGGCCUAACUCCAAAAUGUGUGCUAGCUGCGCUAACUACAUCAUAAAGCUGCAAUGUUGCUUCUUCAUCUCCAUCUGCAGGUUAGAACGGUCAGGUGGUCAGGAAGCUGAAGGAGGGGGAGGACCAAGUGAUGGGGUGUGGCUGGGGGCGGGGCUUUUUUGCUUUUUUUUUAUACUCAAACCUCUGAUUGACUGCCUGUUUAGUGUUUUCCCCAGACUGACUGUAGACAUCUGACAGUCUGUAGAUAUUGGAUAGACUCUUAAUUUUCUCUUGUUUUUCACGAGCCAUAAUCUCACUUACAAGUAACAUUUUCAGGUGUUUUAUUGCUUUGUUUUGGCUUGAGCAUUUGAAAUGUAUCUUGUUUUUUUGUUACUCCGCUGAACUGUAUAUAUACAGUAUAUAUCUAAAUAAAUGUAUACAUAUAUUUCACAUCAAUUUCAGGUCAUAAGAGUUUAGAAAACAUACAUAGUGACAUUUAGGUGAGAUUCUUGAGAUCUCUUUCCAUAUCUGGGACAAAAAAAUAAAUAAAUAAACAAUUUUUUAAAAAAGUGUCCAAAAGUUAAGGACAAAGUUUUUGGUUACAACACCUUGGCCCAUUGCCAAACGUAUGAGUAAAAAGAUCACAUUUGAGGGCUAAUUACUGUUUGCCAAAAUGGCAUUGCUAAAUAAAUGAGAACAUGUAACAUGGUGGUACAUGUGGGCCACACGUGUUAUUUUUGGAUAUAGACCAAACUCUUCUGGCGAGUUCUUGACUUCUUUAACUGCAUUGAGUUUGCAAAAGUGUCUCAUGAGUCUGUUGCCUGGCAACAGUCAUUUUGCCAGUGACAUUAAAAAACACACAAAAAAGUAAAAAAUGAAGUUAGGUUUUUUUUUUGUGUGCACUUAUUGGCCAAUGUGAGCUCCUCCUCUGUGUAAGUGCAUUAGCACUGGUCGUACCGCAUCGGCAAAGAAAGGCUGUUAUCUAGCUGUUAAUUGUGGCAUGAUUAUCAAUUUAAUGGUUGUAGUUUUAACAGAUGAAAAAAUAGAAAAAGAACAAAGUCCUUUGCUUUCAUUUGUACAUUUGACUGUUGCUGAGGUCAGCAGUUUUUUUGGUUUUUUUUUUUUUAAACUUUCUUUCUCCAGUGUGCAGUAACAGUUGCUAAGCUAACAGUAUUAAAGCCUAAAUAUCUUCUUAGGUUGUAGUGUUUUGGUUUUGUCCUCACUGUUUUGUAUUGAUUUUCAAACCCAUGUCUUGAAACAGAUGUCUUGUUAUGAUGUUGCAUAUACAGUAUUACAGAGAUUUAAACUCUCUCUCUCUAUCCUGUUCCUCUCUGUUUGUCCCUGUCUCCUGCGCUCUUAUGUUAGCCUUUUGUACUCUCACUAAGAAUGCUUUGUAGCCGGCUGUAAAAUUAAUCAGUUUUGUACAUAAAUGUGCCAACAGCUUGACAGUGUUUUUUUUUUUUUUUUUUCUUUCUUUUUUUUUUUUUUCUCUUGAAUAGUAGGAACAAACUUGCUUGCAUAAAUAAAAACACUUGUGUACUUGUUAAUAACGAA